ACUAAAGGAUUUCGGUUCAGUCGCUUCGCAGUCAUUCCCGUGUUCGGUCGUUACGGCAAUCGGUGGAACGGAGUUGUUGAGUUUGUUUGUGAUUAGUUUAUUAACAAUUGAAUUGGACAUCGUCUACGAUGAGUUGCCCCGUAGGGAAUUAUAAUGGGGACGCCCAAAGUGGCGAACGACUGGGAUCCGAAGCUGGAAUGUUGUACGGAGAAUACCUCAUGCUUGAUAAAGUACUUAGCGCACAAAGAAUGCUUUCAGUUGAGAGCAACAAACCGGUACAUGAUGAGCAUCUUUUCAUCGUAACUCACCAGGCUUAUGAACUGUGGUUCAAGCAAAUCAUAUUUGAACUGGACUCUAUUCGUCACCUUUUCAGCACAGAACACAUGGAGGAGUCAAGAACAUUGGAAAUUUUGAAGCGACUCAAUCGAAUCGUCAUGAUUCUUAAGCUACUUGUUGAUCAGGUACCCAUAUUGGAAACGAUGACUCCGCUUGAUUUCAUGGACUUUCGUGAUUACCUGUCACCGGCUUCUGGAUUCCAAAGUUUACAGUUCCGGCUCCUGGAGAAUAAGUUGGGUGUCAAAACCGAGCACCGUGUCAAGUACAAUCAAAAAUAUUCCGAAGUCUUCGCCAACGACCGAUGUGCCAUCGAGAGACUUGCGAUCACAGAAAAGGAACCAUCAUUGGCGGACCUGGUUCAAAAGUGGCUCGAACGCACCCCUGGUCUGGAAACCAAUGGGUUCAACUUUUGGGGCAAAUUCCAAGAGAGCGUAGAACAGUUGCUUGCUGAACAGGAAGCGAGCGCUUUGAACGAAGAACAUGAAAAUGUGAAAAACUACCGUCUCAUGGACAUCGAGAAACGCCGGGAAGUGUACAAAUCAAUUUUCGACUCGAGUGUUCAUGACGCACUGGUCGCACGUGGCGAACGUAGAUUUACGCAUCAGGCGCUGCAGGGAGCAAUUAUGAUCACGUUCUAUCGCGAUGAACCACGAUUCAGCCAACCGCAUCAACUGCUGAUGCUACUCAUGGAUAUCGAUUCCCUCAUCACCAAAUGGCGAUACAAUCACGUGAUCAUGGUGCAGAGAAUGAUUGGCUCGCAACAGCUGGGAACAGGUGGAUCGUCUGGAUAUCAAUAUCUGCGAUCUACUUUGAGCGAUCGUUAUAAGGUAUUCAUCGAUUUGUUCAAUCUGUCAACUUUCCUUAUUCCUCGUGGCUCAAUUCCACCACUUACCAGCGAAAUGCAAAGGGCGCUGAAUCUCGCCUGGGGGUCUCCGGUGCAUCAAGCAAAGCAAAUCAACGGCGUUUCCAUUUGAUAAUACAUUUUUCGUUUCUGUUUGGAUGUAUCAGAUAGAUGGCUAAAAACUUAGAUUAGGCCAAUGGAAUCUCUAGGAAAUUGAACAAUUUGACGAAUAAAGUAAUAAAGCUAGCAUGAA
Armigeres subalbatus is the source of this 1430-nucleotide messenger RNA. It is a transcript of the gene vermilion, whose product is annotated as tryptophan 2,3-dioxygenase. Gene Ontology annotation, molecular function: heme binding; L-tryptophan 2,3-dioxygenase activity; metal ion binding. NCBI's taxonomy places the organism in Eukaryota, Metazoa, Arthropoda, Insecta, Diptera, Culicidae. The coding region runs from base 129 to 1310 and encodes 393 amino acids. The transcript has 7 exons. The record is from RefSeq and is a predicted model, not a curated record.